ACCAGCCUCGCAUCCGCCCAUCAUGGUAAGGCAGAGCAGGUCUUCCAUUCUUCACAGGCGGCAUGUGGACCAUCUCGAUCUUUUUGCCAGGGAUGACCACAUCCUCUCCUCGCGCGAUGACUGCGAGCCCGCCAACCCCGCCAACACGCUCACGGACCGCUUGAACACCCUGCUCAACUCUUCCGGCCCCGGUUACACCCUACCCCUCUGCCCCGACACGCAGUAUCUCAUAGAGGCACCCCUCCUAUUCUUCGCGCCGAACCAGGAAAUUAGCACCGCAGGAUAUCCCACUGGAGAUGAGCGUGCUGUGUUGGUCGUCAACGGGCCUGUGAUGAAUGGGCAAGGGCACACAACCGCCGUGGACGGAACGUGUUCGGAUUGCGAUGGCGUGCGGCUCCGGAACGUGCAGAUUAACGGCACCCGUUUAGGUGCCUCGCCGACCACAGGCGGGGCGAACAUUGAGAUGGGCGGCUCAAAUUCGGACCAGCUCAUCGAGUACGUGCACUCGUUCGACCCGCGCAGCUGGUCGUGUAUGCACAUCACCGAGGGCACCCUCACUUGCAAUAACGUCACUGUCCGUCACAACGACAUUGGGCCUUGUGGAACAGACUUGUUUCAGCAGUGGGCGGAUGGCAUCUCUGUCAGCUGCCAAAAUUGCCAUGUCUGGAAUAACACCAUAAACAAUCCGACAGACGGUGGCAUCGUUCUCUUCGGCGCGCCAGGAACUCUCGUAGAAAAUAACACGAUUUUUGUCCAAAAUCACACUUUACUCGGUGGUAUCAAUAUGGUGGAUUAUCUGCCAUGGAGUGGCAACUACACCAACACCAUCGUUCGUAACAACAUGAUCAUGGGAGGUUUUGCCACCGAGAAGCCUGAAGGUAACGAGACCAAAGGCACAAACGACGACGACGUCAUUAUCAAAAUUGGCAUUGCUAUUGGCCCUCGUACCUGGUUCGGUCCUCAGUUCGGCAACAACGUCAGCAUGUCGGGUACCGUGUUGAACAAUGUACUUACCGGUGCAUUUGGAUACGGCAUCGCAAUGUCCUCUGCGGUGAACUUCACGGUCGAGAAUAACAGCCUGGAAGGCAAUACGUCCUUUAUUGGCGCGCGGGGCCCGAACUGUAGUAGCACGGACACGAUGCCGUCGCCCGAACCGUUCGUCGUCCAGCUCGACAACGUCCAGCAGUCGACGCUCCAGAUCGACUUCCAGAAUAUCAGCGACGCUAACGGCCUCACAUGCAUCCUUCCCCCCGAAGGCGGCGACUUCUGGCCGUUUGGAGGAGGUCCGACCACCACGGCGCCUACGUCUACAUCAUCGCCUACGUCUACAUCCUCAGGUGGAGCCACGCAAGCUUCGAACGGCGGUGGGGGCGGCCUAUCAGGAGGUGCUAAGGCGGGUAUCGCACUCGGUGUCAUCUUCGGCACGCUCGGCCUCGCGGUAGCGACCUGGUUUAUUCGUAAGCAUGCGCUCGCGCGCGCUGCCACUCGCCGUCAGUCGGCAUAUAUCCAGCCAUCUAUGAGACAGAUUUCGUAAUACUGCACUUUAUCCUCCGAGACCCUGAACUUUCUUCACUCGCUCGACAAUCAGCCUUAGACCCUAUCUAUACGUCUUGCCCAACGCUUAGGACAAUCCGUCAAGCAUAUUUAUAUUUUCUACAUGUAUGGUUAUGGUUAACUACUAUCAUUAGC
Molecule: messenger RNA, 1689 nt
Organism: Phanerochaete carnosa HHB-10118-sp
Lineage: Eukaryota; Fungi; Basidiomycota; Agaricomycetes; Polyporales; Phanerochaetaceae
Exons: 6
Coding region: 23-1534 (503 amino acids)
Source: RefSeq, a predicted model, not a curated record